CGCCGUAUGUUCUCGGGCAGAGCCCGCGGCCAAAACAAAAGACGGAGCCCGGCGCUCCCGACAUCCCUUGCGUCGACGACGACGAGGGGCGGUGGGAAGGGGCGCCUCGUCUUCUCCCAUUGGCCCAGCCCGGUGGAAUCCCCCGCGUGCCUGCGUAGCCUCGCCGCGCGAUAUCCUCUCGGCUGCAGACCGUGGCCAUGGCAACUCCCCAAGGCUCGGCGGAGCGGGCGAGGAAGAGCGGUGAGUUCCGGAGACCACGUUACAGCCGGUGGCUGCUUCAUGCGCUGUGUGCUGACGUGACACUUGAGCCUCUUCCGUGGUAUUAUUAGAAUCGUAGAGUUGGAAGGGAGCCACGAGGGGUCAUCUAGUCUAACCCCCUGCGAGGCAGGACUCGAACCCACGACCCUGAGAUUAAGAGUCUCGUGCUGUACCGACUGAGCCAACCCCUUUAUAUAGUUAGGUGCGUGGCAAAGUUGACAGGCCGUGGCAAGGAAAGGGAAAUGACAGCGUUUCCUUGCCUGCUUGUUGCAAGGGUCUGCAGCACGUGUAGGCAUCGUCACCUGGUGUGCAAACCAUCAUGCAAAUACUUUCACGUGUCUUGAGAGAAGUACGACGGCGUUACUACUUUAUAGGGCAGUGUUCCUCUGUGGGUCCUCAAAUUUAAGCUCAUUAGAGUUCAGCUGGUUUACUUCCAGGAAACUAGGUGCACCCUUAAGGAGUAAAACUGAAUAAUACAAAGCCAAAUAAAUAUGUCCUCCUUAAAUUUUCUAAAAUGUUUACAGAUACAUGAAUCAGUUGGAAGGGACCACGAGAGUUAUCUAGUCCAACCCCCUCCAAUGCAGGAAUAUUUUGCCCAGCGUGGAGCUGUUGGCCCGCUUGAUCAUCACAGAGAGCGGGCUCUUUCUAUAUAGCUUUUCACCCAAAUAUAUUUCUGAACCCUACAAGUGCAGGUAAAUCAGAUCUGUGGCUAGUCUCUGCACGGUGUCUGAAGGAUUCAGGCUGUUACUCUGUGCACGCACUUUGAGUAAGCCCCACCAAUCAGAGUGCAAAGUGUUUGGGAGUCAGUUCACAAAGGACUGUGUUGUCAAGCUGCAGUUUCCUGAAUGCUUGGGAGAAAAUCCUGUUGAAAGCCAUCAGUCUUCCUUCUGAAUAAACUUGUACUGUCAGGUGUAUUUUGGGACGCUAUGCCCAAGCUGUUGCAACAGAAAGGGGAUGAAUGUUAUUUCUUUUUGCCAUGUAUUAGCUUGCAGUUGCAUUCCAUCCUUGAAAGGCACAUGCCUGUUUUUGCCGGUUUCUUUCUAAACACCAAUGAAGAUGUAAUGUUGGAACCGUAUGUGCAUGAGUUGAAGUAAAGAGAUGACUGAAAGGGAAAUGGCUGGAAACAGAUCCAGGAUGAGCAAGUAUUUUCUACAAACAUAUGGCAUGUGUUUAUCGAACACAACACCAGCUUUGUCAGAAAUUGGUUUAGCUUGCAGUGGCACAUGCUUCAGAUUCUUGAAGUACAAGAGAAUGGGUAAAAGGUGUCCUAGAUGACAAAAUUUGGGUUUACUGAAUCAUAAGUAUGCAUCCCUGAUAUGGCCAGUUGGUCUACCAAGUGCUUAUGCAGUUACUCCUGUCGCACUUUCCUGCAAAUUUUUAUAAAAGGCCAUGCCACUAGCUCUGAAGCCUCAGGAAGAUGAUAUCCCAUUCUGUAAUGAAAGUCAGCGUAAGGAAAGAACUGGAACAAACUGCAAGACUUCAGUAUGCCCACAGAUCCUUGAGGUGCAACAUUUCAGUGUGCUUUGAUGUUCAUCCCUUGAAGAGCAGUUUUUGCCUUUUUGUGUUCCAUCUCUCUUCUUUUCAGGGCACUUGUUGUUGUUCUUCUAGUAAUCUCUAGAUCUUGCUUCCCUUUCCCACUGUGCUUCUGGGGAAUCCUGCUCCUGUGUCUGAUUGUAAUCAAUCUGGCAAUGUGGUAGGGAAGCAGAAGAAAACAACCUGCUAGUGAAUAUUUACAUAGUAGAGGUGCAUAACAGCACUCUCUAUGUUACAGCAGCUCAGUUCUAUCACAGGUGAACACAAAAAGGGAUUUGUUUGAAUUAUUUCUAUGCCACUCUAUUUUGGGGGGGGGGGGACUUCUAAUUUACGGCAUAUUUAUGUUAUCUGUUUAUAAAAAUAUUUAUAAAACUACUCCCUCAUAAAAUGUCAAGGCAGUGUACAAUAAUAUAUGCAGGUACAUUAAAAUAUGAAACAUCAAGAGAAUUAUACAAAAUAACUACCACAACUUCUGCUACUGUCUUCUUUUGGAAAAAGCUAAACUGAAUAAACCUAUCAGUAUAAAAGGUCUUCAAGAGAGACCUGAAAGUUAGUAGUAAGGAUCUGCUGAAAGAGCAUUCCACAGCAUGAGACCAACAACAAUGAAUGGCCAUGUUCUAGCUGAAGCUAUCUGAAAUGCAAUGGACAACUAACAGCAUUCCUCUGAAUAAUAUUGGUGGUAAAGCUGGGCUUAUAAGGGCUCAGGCAGUCCUUAAGGUGUCCUAGAUUCAAGUUCAGGUCUUUGUGUACAAGCACCUUGUAGGAAAGGUAAAGGUAAAGGUACCCCUGCCCGUACAGGCCAGUCGUGACUGACUCUAGGGUUACGCGCUCAUCUCGCUCAAGAGGCCGGGAGCCGGCACCGUACGAAGACACUUCCGGGUCACGUGGCCAGCGUGACGAAGCUGCAUCUGGCGAGCCAGCACCAGCGCCGCACACGGAAACGCUGUUUACCUUCCUGCUAGAAAGCGGUCCCUAUUUAUCUACUUGCACUUAGGGGUGCUUUCGAACUGCUAGGUGGGCAGGAGCUGGGACCGAACGACAGGAGCUCACCCCGCUGCGGGGAUUCGAACUGCCAACCUUUCGAUCAGCAAGUCCUAGGCUCUGUGGUUUAACCCACAGCGCCACCCGCGUCCCAUACCUUGUAGGAAAACCAUCACCAAUAAGGUUAUGCCAGUGGAAUGUCAUCUGAUGUUUAAGGAGUCAGUGUGAUAACUAAAUGGAUGGUGACAUGCCUUAGAUCAGAAAAAUCUGGAUUCAAAUCCCCAUUUUUCUAUUACGUUCACUGAGUGGCUUUUGACAUUCUAACCCAAACUUAUCUUAGAGCUGAUUUAGUGGUGACGAAUGUGUCCUGUGAAUCAGGAAGUCAUCAGUUCAAACCUUGUCUCAGCCACUAAGUGGCUUCAGGCAAGCUACCAUUCUCUUUCAUACUCUCCAUCUCCUUACACACAUCUUGCAUCUCACCAUCAUAGGUUUGUUGUGAAGAUAAGAAGUAAUGUAUGUCAAGCACAUACUGACUGGGACUGAUGGGAAUUGUUGUACAAAACAACUGGAAAAGCCAGGUUGGCAAAAGAAGAGAGGUGCCCAGGUGUUGAUCCAUUUCAUUCUUCAGCAGUAUUCUCAGCUGUGUUAAGGCCUGAGUAAACUCAUGGAAAGCUCUCAGAUUCCAAAGCCUUCUUGUUCCUCUGCCGUAACGGACCCUUAGGAAUAUCUGGUCUUGGCUGUGCUUCCAGCUAACAUUGCAAUUUAGGAUGUUUCCGGGCUUGUGGCUUUUCAAAAUUGUCUUUAGGAGUAAAAACAAUGUCUUCCCUACUGAAAAACCUUAGCAGGUGUUUUAGGCACAUUCUUUUAGUGCAGUUCCGUUAGAAGGGUAAUGAUUACAAGCAGAAGUGAUUAUGUCUGAAAUAGCUUUUCUAAUUAAAUUCCAAGCUCCAGUUAUUAUCACUACCAAAAUUGGGUUUCUUAAAAUAGUAGAUGUUAAUUAUACUGAAUUAAAAUCAUACGAAUAAAUCUUUAUCAUACAAGUAAAACCUUUUAAAGUUAUUAUCUGAUAACUGUACUAAGUGUUAUGGAUGGUUGGAAGCAAGAGCGUCUAGUAUCCAACAAAUGGGGAGGAAAACAAGCUUCCCGCACCCAAUCCUUUCCUAUAUAUCUUAUGCAUAGGUUUCAAACAUCUCUACUUGGGUUUUAUGUCCAUUAUAUUUGACUCGCACAACAACAACACCCAUGAAUUAUUAGCGUUUGUUCCUGCUCCUGCUUUUCUUACAAUUAUCUAGAACUGUGAAAUAACUACCAAAUAAUUAGACAUCACCUUUGUUGCAGCAUAGUUAGGAGUGGCAUUUUAUUUUAUUUUUAAAAAGCGUAAGCCCUGCUACAGGGAAGUAGCAUUAAAAGUGUGCAUGCUCCACCAAAAUACGUAGCUCCAGAUACGACAGGAAUAUAGUCGGGAGGUAAGAUCAUGCCCACUGAUUACCUGAGAACCCCUGCCCCACCACAUACCAUUUCAUAUAGUGGUAUUUUUUCCCUUCUUUUUGAUAAAUCCCAUUCCACAAUAUGUGAUUUGGGGCCCCGUAGGUGGUGGCACCACAAGCACAGAAUGUCCUUUCUAGGGAAGUCGAGCAGUCUGUUUCAUAUAUUGAUUCUUGGCAGAGUGCAAAAAAAACCUUGUGUUCUUUAGCAUCAAAUAACACAAGACUAUGCGUGCCUAUGCUUUUCCUGGGUUAAGAUUAUAGGAUUACAAUUUUAGUAUAGGAAUGGUAUACAGUAUAGUAUAUUUGAACGUUUUGAAAUGCUGCCACUUUUCUUCUUAUGUUUAACAUAAUUAAACCUUAUUAUUUGAGUAGGGGUAACUUUAGGGAAGUGUAUCUUGUUGGGUCUAAAACGGCUUCGCUGGCUGAGGAUCCCUUCCAGAGUACAAUUCAAAGAGCUCAUGCCUAUCUUUAAAGCAGAGGUAGGGAACCUCAGGCCGGGGGAACGAAUGCAUCACUUGAGGCCUCUCUGUCUGUCCCCCUGGACUCUCCCUGGGCCAUAUUCACUCCCUGCUCCAUAUCAUUUGCUUGCUCCACACCCACCAUGUUUUUACCUGAUUGGAAUGUGUCGCUGAACUCGGAUAAUGUUUUUUGCCUGCCUGGGUGGAGAUUAGAGGUGAAUAUGUGAGUAGGCACCAAAACGUGCAGAGGUAAAACUUGCAACCACUGCUCUGCCCACUUCUGUUGCUGGUUCUGUCACUGCUGGCAUGUAGCCCUCAGAAGAUGUCAUGGACUGGAUGGGUGCAGAGCACUGACGGAAGGCACCAGCCAGGGAAACCCACAGGGGGAGAAAGCCCUGAGCCAGAAUGCUGUGGGUGAGGCAAAGGGGCUUUUGCUGCAUUUCUGAUCCAUAUUGCCCCUGCCCCUUGCAUCUGAAAGCUUUUCCCCCAAUGUAGAUAGCAGGCAUGGGAGGUCAAAUCUGGAGCAAGACACGUGUGUGUGUGUGUGUGAGAGAGAGAGAGAGAGAGAGAGAGAGAGAGAAGGAGAGGGAGAGUUAUUUGCACAUGCACAUACAUCACCCCACAAACUAUGGUCCCAAUCUGGAGCAGGAGCUGCUGUUUGGCUUUUAGAAAAGUCAUUUACACAAAUGCUAAUUGCAUGAAUGGAGUCUCAUCUGGUUUGGCCCUUAAAUAUGGCUUGUGCUGGUUUUUAAUUUUGCUGCUGGUUGGUUGGUUUUUUACUGCUUUUCUCUCGUAUUGUAGUGUUGGUAUUAUUGUUUCUAUUUUGAUUGCUUUAAUAUUACUGUAAGCCGCACUGGGAGUGCUAGCACUGAAGGGUGGCUUGUCUAAACACAUGUGACAUUCAAGGAGCUUAUGGGGAAUUCCUGAACGACUCUCAUACAACAUUUUUAUUAUUAUUAUUGUUUUGUGAUUGCCUUGAGGAGGUUUUUUUUAUUAGAAUAGCAAUGAAUUAAACUUUAAUGUUUAAAGCAAAGGUAUAUCUCUUUCCUCUCACCCACUCCCUUUUUACCAGGCAGAUUUGUAGUAGAAAAAUAGAUUUAACUCUAUAACCUGCCAAAUUGGCUGUAUUUAAGCAUUUGCGGAUUGUGAAUGCAUUGGCUAUCUGGGGAAAGGCCAGGAAAUGGGGUAUAGAUGAGAUCUGCUGGUGGUCUGCACCGCAGAACAAAUCGCUUUUGGGAGACUGCUAACCUAAAACCCAUUUUAUAAACUGAUUCAAAGGUUUUUAUACAUCUUCUGGGACAUCUCUGGAUCAGGAGAUAAAACUCCUCUGCCUGCUCUUCAGAGAUCCUUUCUAAAGGGUAUCCAGAGAGAUCUUUUAUCUCUGAUCUUGUUGAUAAGCACCACAGCCCUGAGAUAGAACAUAAAAUAACGCCCCUUGGCUAUUCUUUAAAAAUAAAAGUGAGCAUCACACACACACACACAUCACAAUGCUGGAGGUUGGGUGAAUUGAUUGGGGGGCAUAUUGAGGUAAGUGGAAAGGCAGAAUUUCCUACUGCCACACCCAAGCACUGCAGCAUUAAAACAUACAAACUCCUAGCAGCAGCCUGAACUGACAUACGUAGUCUAGGAAGGGAUAUUUUCCUUUGAUGCUGCUCCAUGGAACUGAUAAUAUUGGGGUUUGAAAAUUUAUAAGGUUAACAGUGAUUGCCUUGGUUUAAUCCUGGGGUGCCCAGUGUGGAGAAGGAAGUAAGAAUUGGGCUUUUUCCUUUCUUUUUCUUCUUUCUUUUUUUUGCAAGGGGUUUGCCUCCCUAUGGUUUUGGGGUGAGGUGUUCUAGGUUUGUUGUCUGAGAGUGGAGAGGAAUCUAUGUGCAGCAUAAUUUUUUAUUUGGUGAGAUGAGUGUUUUGUUGUGGCCGCCCAAGGAAAUUUCUUAGAUUUCCAAAUAUACCCUUGUGCCCCAAAGGUUGCAGAUCCCUGGGUUGACCUGUGGCAAACUAUUAGUUCUUCUGUCUGUUGUGCACUGUAUAAAGGGGGUGUGAUAUACAAAAAUACAUGUGAAACUUAAAUGGAAAUGGGUUCAAAGCCAUAUAUUGAAUUUAUUUAUUUGAAACAGAUAUCCCAGGUUUACUGGCUUCAUUCAGAUAAUAUGUGAUGCGUUCGUUUUUAAAAUCUCCUGGAACACGUUGCAUAUAGAUAUUCUCGUUAGCAGAGGGGGGAAAUCUUUUGUGUUUCUAAAAUUUUACUGAAGCUUGCCAAAAGAGCUGAGUUUGAGAAUGAGAUGCAAGACUUGAAGCCGCUACCAAUCUUGUUUCCUAAUGAAGUAGAAACUACUGUUGUGAGCAUUUGAACUAAAGGGCCAAGUUGCUAGAAUUGCCACUAUGAAACAAAGGCACUCAAGAUUGGAAUGAAGGAAGCAUAAUAGCAUGCCAAUAAAAUAGUCGGCUUUAUUCAAAGCUUCAGUGACACAGAAUUAAACAGGAUCUAUGCUGCUUCAAUUGAGGACUGAGCCACUCGUGCAGAAAGACCACACUGUCUUAUUCUGUGUUUAACGUUUGCUUUGAGAAACAAAGUUGGUGCACCAUCUCUGUCCUCCGGAGAGAACCUAAAUCAGAAAGUAAGGUUUUCAAGGAGACCUAUGUGGUAAAUAAUAGGAUGGGAUGUAUAUCCAUAUGUGUGUGUAACACACUCAAGUAGCCUCAUAUAACACCCUCCUCCAUUAAUGCAGAUGUAGCAUUUUCUCAACCAACCGUUGCUUGCCUCUGCAAUCACUGCUGAUCAUUGAAAUGACACAGAUGCUAGGACUGUCAUAACACUGGACCAUUUAAAGCAAGGGUGAGCAACCUGUUGUUCUUGCUGAUGCCUGCAUUACCUGGGUCUUCAUAUUGAUAGUAGGCACAAGCAGAGAAUGAUGCGCAGAGCUAGAGCCUGUUGUAGCUCCUGUUGGGUUAGUGGUGGUAUUAAUUUUAUACUAACCCUAUUGUUUUUCUGCAUUUUUUAAAAGACAUAGUUAUGCCCUGUUCCCUUUGCUUUGGAGAAUUGAAAAAUGAAAAGACGGUUGUUGUAACUAAAAUAGUGUGAUUUUCAGGGUUAAUCGGCUUAGGUACUAGGUUUGUGCUGUUGGCCAUGGAUAUGUUUGUGUUCCGUGUUUGGCACCAUGGUUUUGUGACCAGAAAGGAAGAAAUGUAAGAUGCUAAUAACUUGGUAGCUUGCGGAACUAGAAAAAGGAAUACUUAGAAAGAGUUGUAAGGAGCUUUUGUUCCAGAAUUGGCCAUUACCCAGGGGAAAAAUAGUUUUUGAUUUGGAAGCCAUAAAUAAGAGCAUUUUCUAACCAGGUCUCACCCCUUUUUUAUCAAAUGAACAAGGGGAAAGGGGUGGGGGGAGAUGGAGCUACAGAUGUUUCCUUGAGCUGGUGGUUCAGUUGCAGCUUAAUCAGUGUCCGAAUACAUGAAUGUAGAAUGCUUUUUGGUGGUAUCCAUCCACUUAGUAUCAGAAAAACAAGAUUUCCCUCUUAUAAAUUCUGGUGUCUUGCUACUGAUGGGAACUCUUGAGCAGAGGACCCUCAGUGGCCCUCCUAACCUGGAAGAAGUAGAAUAUGCAAAGUGAUUACACUGGGCAACAAUUUUUUACUUUUUGAAUGUUGUCUAGAUUUCUACAACUGAUUUAGGGUAUUUUUGCACUGCUGAAUCAGGAAAUGGCAUCCGUUUCUCUCCAUCAGGUCAGGUUUACUGUAAACUGAAUGGUGGGCAUUGAUAAAGGUAAGUACACGUAAAUUGCAAGUUGCUUCACCAUUUUUCAAACUUCAGGGCUUGAACUUCCGUUUCUUGGAACUCCUGGAAUGCUCAGCGGCAGGGAGGUCUCUCUUCAGAGUCCAACAGUAGUCAGCCAUCAUGACUGCGUCCCAGCGACCCUGAUACCUGGUCUCCAUCUCUUUCAUGUCCUCAUGGAAUCUCUCCCCCUGCUCGUCACUCAUUGAACCCGGGUUCUCAGGAAACCGGUCCACAUGUGAAAAUAGGUAGUGCAUCUUGACGCUCAUGUUGCAGCCCAGGUUUCUGAAAGCAGUCAGCAUGUUGUUGACAAGUUCUGCGUAGUUUCUGGCCUUAUUGUUGCCAAGAAAGUUCUUCACUACCAGAACAAAUGCCUUCCACGCUUCAAGUUCCACUUCGUUCACUGACUUUCCAAACUCUGGAUCUCUGAUGAGCUGACGGAUCUGAGGACCGUCAAAGAUGCCAGCUUUCAACUUCUCCAUGGUCAAUCCUGGAAAAGCCUGGCACAAGUAAGUGAAGCAGUCACCAUCGUUGUCCAGAGCCUUGGUGAACUGCUUGAUUAAGCCGAGCUUGAUGUGCAGCGGUGGGAAGAGUAUUCUGUCUCUGUCCACCAGACGAUCGUUGAUGACAUUUCUUUUUUUGCAAGGCACCAAUUCCUCCCGCACAGGCCAGUCCUUCUUCGUGUAAUGCUGAGCAUUACUAUCCCUACUAUCCCACAUGCACAGAAAACAUGGGUACUGGGUGAAGCCAGACUGUUGUCCCAACAAAAAGUUCACCAUCUUCAGGUCAACACAAAUAAACCACUUAUGCUGAUCAUAACCAAUUUUCUCUAGCACAUACUUCACCACUUCAUAGUUCUCCUUCAGUGUACUCAAGUGAGCCAGGGCUAUAGAGGCAAACUGGUUGCCAUUGUGUAGCAGAACACAUUUCAGUGAUCGCUUGCUGUUGUCGAUGAACAGUCUCCAAUCUUUGGGUUCGUACUGUGGCACUCCAAGCUUGAGCAGAAGCUGCGCAAUAUCUGCACAAUACACCAAGUCCUUCUCUUCCAAGAAAAAACGCAGGUUUUAUGACUUCAAACUGAUCCCUUUUCGACAUAAUCACCCAGAACUAUCGGACCUGAAUACUUCUUGUCAUUAAAACAAUCAUUUCCAAGCAAAACAAUUAUUCGACAUGGCAUUUUACCCCCACCAACUUCUUCUAAAAUGCUCCACACAAGCGUACAUGUGAACAAAAACGUAAAAAAACGACAUGUGGCCAUAGCUCAAAAACUUGACCUGAUUGAGCAAAACCAAUGUGAUUUUUGGAUUCAGAGCAUCAGAUUCGUCCUAAAUCAACUGGAAAAACGCAGACAACAAAUUUGUUGUUGACCAGUGUUAUCCUGGCCUGCAUCCGAUCCUCUUGAAAGCAAAAAUAAUAUUGUUGUCAAGAUGAUGCACCCUCUGCUGAUCCGCGAAGGCCCAGCCUUGCCAUUUUUUGGAGCAGGCCCCGCCUUUUAACCAAACAGUUUGUGGCAGUUUUGAUCUGGACUGGUUAAUUCACAUCACUGUAGCUCAACGGUAGUGCACAUGCACCACAUGCCCAAGGACUCACCUUCAAUCGUUGGCAUCUCCAGGUACGGCUGGAAGAGACCCUGGCUAAAUCCCUGAAGUGGUAGACUCAUAAUCUGGUGAACUGGGUUCGCAUCUCCGCUCCUCCACAUGCAGCUGCUGGGUGACCUUGGGCCAGUCACACUUCUUUGAAGUCUCUCAGCCCCACUCACCUCACAGAGUGUUUGUUGUGAGGGAGGAAGGGAAAGGAGAAUGUUAGCCGCUUUGAGACUCCUUCGGGUAGUGAUAAAGCGGGAUAUCAAAUCCAAACUCCUCUCCUCCUCCUCCUGGAGAACUGCUGCUGGGCAGUGUGGACAAUACUAAACUAGCUUCCGGUUGUAUAAGGCAGUUGCUGUAUUCCUUUAUUUCAAAACUUUAACAACCCAUGGCUUGAGCUGCAUACGUUGGAAUCGGAAGUAGGCAUUUUCCUUUUAUAAUUAAAAACAACCACCCUGAAAUAUACGUGGGAGGAAUGUGUUGAACCUCAGCACAGUGGUACCUUGGAAGUCGAACGGAAUCUGUUCCAGAAGUCCGUUCGAUUUCCAAAACAUUCAGAAACCAAGGCGUAGCUUCUGGCUGGCUGCAGGACGUUCAGGUUCCAAAGAACGUUCGCAAACUGAACACUCACUUCCGGUGUUUGGGAUCCAAGGUACGACUGUACUUAUCAGUUAUAUUAGAAAGUAUGCUCUGGUUUUUAUUUUGUUAGCUCUUUGCGUUUCACAUCUGGUGUUCUAAAGCUGAGACAGUGCCUUGUCGGGGGGGGGGGGGGACUGAGAGACCAUGACGUGGGACAGGGUCUUGAAACCAGUUUUAUCCAGUGGCUGUUGGUAUUUUCUCUUUCUCUGUGACAACUCUUGAUAUAUUUCCGAACCUGCUGCCUCCAGCGAACUGAGACACAACUCUCUCUAAUCCAUCUGCAGUCCAUGUACUGAAAGAUUUCUAAUAACAGGAUGUAGCUGAAGAAGUUAUUAAUGACAAAACAGGACUAGUCCAUUUUCCCUGUAGUAAGACAGACAAUAUUUUUCUGCAGGGCAAUGAAUUUUGGGUGUUCACACGGGGAAUAAUAUGCUAUCCCCAUGAUGUUCAUAUUUAUUUUAAAUGAUUUAUAAUUUGCUUGAUCAUAGAGCUCUCCCAGCAGUAUACAAAUAAGGCUAAAGAUAAAAUACAACUAAAAGUCAAUUAGAAAACAAUUAUACAUAAAACAAUCAUCAUUAAAACACAGAUUAAAACAGAUAAAAUCAAUAACAUUUCUAAAACAAAUAAAGCAUUCUGUGCACCAUUGCUGGGAAAGUUAUUCUUUUUUUAAAAAAAAUGUUCUCGUUUUCAAGAUCUACCAGAAUGAUCUACAUGUGUGCAAGUAUAUCUUAUAUGGAGUGGUAUAUUACUCCAUUGUUCUUUUAGAAAGGACCUAUAUAGUGACAUGGACUCACUAACUAAUAGGAGAAGGGAAGAUGUCUUCUUUUUAAAAGCCGGCCUAAUUUGGGCUGUUUCCCUCCAACUGUUGAAGAUUUUUGUUCAUCUGUUUCCUAUUUCUUCCAUUCACUUAUAUUCCGACGCCUCCACUCUGGUACCCAUAGCAACACUUGUUAAUGCUAAUGAAACUGCAGCAUCUAAAAACUUCCGUGCUGAACAAAACUGUUCAAUGUUGCGGUUAAAUACAGUUGCAUUUCUGUCAGGCUUGGAUUCCUGCAGUACCUGUUUGAAGUAAACUUGGAUUACAAGAUUUUGGUAACUUUCUGCUCCUCUGAAACCUACACUGUUGGAUGCAUUUACGCAGUGAAGCCUUGUAUUUGGGUAGCAGCAGAUGUCUGAGAAGAUCGAUACAUGGCUCAUGUAAAAUUGACCCAGUUUAGCCGCAGGACGGAGUUGCCUUUUUGAAGUAUUAAAUUUGCAUUCAGUAGAUCACUACUGAAUACUGAGGCUGAUUGAUCUGUGAGAUGUGCUGUCUUGGAGCACAUGGCUGCUCUGGCUAAUUCCCAUGUAGCAGUAAUAGCAUGUUAAUGAGUGAAGUAACAGACAAAUGACUCCCAUGAACUUGAACAAAAUGCUAAUUCAGUUUAUUAGGAAGAUCUAAGGCAUUUCACAAAACGUUCAUGAAUUUUACUCAACUGAUAAGCUUUCCCUCAUCUUUUAGUCAGAAAUCUAUUAUGCUGGUCUUUUAAAAAUUCACUCAGCUUAGAUAUAGGAGACUAUUUUCAUACUUAGGAAAUCCAAGUUCAUGACAUUGCAAAAAAAAUGUGAAAUUUAUUUGCGUCCUAGCCCUGUUGCCCAGGUGCUGAACAGUUUGAUUAUAGGAAUUAGGAUCUUCUCUAUCUUGCUUUUAAAAGCUGUGCCCACAUUAGGUAGAGCUGUUCAUAAUGUCAGUUGUCAAUGCAGGUAGAAUAUAACAUAUGUAAGUCUGAAAUACAUAAAUUUUCCUCCUUCACUUUCAGUGGGUAAAGACUAUCGAACCUCUUUGUAUUGGACUCAGUGCACAGUGUUACUUAGAUGCAUCCAAAAUGCAGAGUUCAGAUGGACCCAGAGCCAGAGCAGGGGCAGCCACAUCACAUAUUGGUCUUCUGUGCUUUACCCCAAUAUGUAGACCAGCAGAUAGCUGUUUAGACAUUUCAUACUACCUUAAAGGUAAAGGUAAAGGGACCCCUGACCAUUAGGUCCAGUCGUGACCGACUCUGGGGUUGCUGCGCUCAUCUCGCUUUUGGCUGAGGGAGCUGGCGUUUGUCCGCAGACAGUUUCCGGGUCAUGUGGCCAGCAUGACUAAGCCACUUCUGGCAAACCAGAGCAAUGCAUUGAAACGCCGUUUACCUUCCCGCCGGAGUGGUACCUAUUUAUCUACUUGCACUUUGAUGUGCUUUCGAACUGCUAGGUUGGCAGAAGCUGGGACUGAACAACAGGAGCUCACCCCGUCACAGGGAUUCGAAUGGCCGACCUUCUGAUCAGCAAGUCCUACACUCUGUGGUUUAACCCACAGUGCCACCCACGUCCUUCAUACUACCUUAGCACAAAUUAAUUGGUCCCAACCUGUCCAGUAAUGCCCACUAUAUUGCAAGAAUACAAUAAACAGGCACAGUUAUAUGGUAGCUUAGAAGUGCUGUAAUUGUACCUGUUCUUUUUCAUGUUGUAUGAAGCCUUUGGACUAGAGAAAAUGAUUUACAAGGUACUCUGACUUCAUGAUGGCAACCCUAAUUCAAAGCUGUGCCUAAAAGCGUUGUCCUGCAACUUCUUAUGGUGAUAUCUCAGAAUAUAAUGAUAGAUAUCACCAGUCCCUAGACUGAAUUGCUAAUAUUGCAUAUCUUGUUUAAGGCUUGUGGCUGCAUCGCAUGCAAUUUUAUUUCUAGUGCAUAGUAUUCUAAGCAGCAGAGAUCACAGGAUAAAUAUUAUGUAACUCCUCUCUAGUUAAAUCUUUAUGUAGCAGGCAUACUGUUCUAUUUUCUUUUUAAUUAUUAUUUUAGGAUUUUUAUUUUGUUUGAAAACCCCGUCUCAUUGUUCUACCUUGUUUUCUUGGCUGCAUGUUUUUGUUGUUGCUGCAUCCCUUCUUGUUUUGGGAUUGUUGUCAAGUUUUUGAACUAAUCUCCUCAUAUUAGCCAGCUGUAUUAAUGAGAUAAUAAACCAGGCUUGUUGCUAAUGAAUUGAUUCAUUCAACUGCUGAAUUUAAUUAGAAAGACACUUAACGUUCCAGCAGAUGUUCUUAUUUUGUUUGGGUACAGUUGUAUUUCUACACAAUGAGCUGACAGACCCAUCAGUGUCCGUAUCUAUAUGCCCUGCUCUUAAAGACUUGUGCCACAAAUGUUAUCAUGCAGACACUAAGUCUAUAAAUUCCAGUAUCGUUGAUGAUUGCAGGUAUAGUGUCUCUUGCCUCGUUGAGACUAAAGAGAGUUCUUCAACAAUGCUCUUGUCAAUUUUAUUAUCAUCUAAUCCUAAUUCCACUUACCUGGGAGUAAGUUCUAUUAAAUUCAGCUUGAACCGCAAGUAACUUUCCUUCUUCCUGACUGCUGUUCAUAGGUUAUGCUAGUGAGACAAGUAUGCAGGAAGUGUACCUUCCAAGUUUUGUCAGGAAGAAGCAGCCUAUUCUAUCCUUAUCUACAGGUAUGCACAUUUCCUUGUAACACUGGAGUGUGUGACCCUUUUUCCCUUGAGGGCUGAAUUCCAGGGUGGCAGGGGGGAAUAAUUUGUUGGAGGCCUCAUUCCAGAGUGAAAGGUAAAUAGGGACCCUCCCUUGUUGCCCUUCCUUUCUCUCUUUCUGCAUUUUGCUUUUACUCCUGCUUGUAACCCACAUGAACUCCGACCAAGAGCCUCAAGAAACUGGGCUAAGAGCUUCAGGUCCGCUAUCUGUGCUGCAAGAUGCAUAUCCUCCCUUUCUCCAUUCUCCCAUUGGUCACUUUGCUUUGGGAUCCCAGGGCAAAGUGGAACAUAAGGAGUUGUCUCAUACAAACUCAUACUUUUGGUUCAGAUAGCUCAGCAUUGUCUACACUCUCUGAGAGUGGCUUUUGGGGAGUUUAGGCAAGAUUAUUUUUCACCCCUAUCUGGACAUGCCAUAGAUUAGGGGUCGCCCUGAUCCAGUGGGACUGCUGGGCAGGUGCACCCGACUCUGACCUGUCAUUUGAAAAAAAAAAAUCAAGCCUCUAGCUCUCCUAGAAAGAAGGUUAUCGAGCAAAAUGUGCAGGUACCUAAGGGAUUUCUGUGAAAUGAAAACGGUGUGGCUGCCUUGUAUAUAUUUUCUGAAAUGCUCCCUGCUAUUAGGCAGUAGAAGCAUCAGUGUGCAUGCACACAUGUGUGAUCUCCAUAGCCAGGGCCAGCGGGACAUAGUUGGCUUCCCAUGGUUGUCGGAAAUGGUUGUUGCUCUAAUUUUGUGUUAUGCCAUGCCCUUUCCAUGGUAGCCAUUUGGUGACUGGUGCCUCCUGCCCAGUCGCAAAAUAUGAGAUGUGCCCUCUAGUCCAAACAGGUUGUCAACUUCUGCCACUGAUUGAAUUUGUAAUGUGUUGCAUGAGCUCUGCUACUAAGCUGUGACCCUUCUGUAGUGCUCUGUGAGGUGUCAAUAACCAAUAUAAAAGGGACAGCCAUGGCACAAGCGCUCUUGCAAGAAUGCAGCUUCUCAUUUGCAAACGGGGAAGUAUUUUUGCUGUAUGUGGCCAAAUCCUAUCUUGAAAUUUGCUCGUUAAUCUUUGGGGACAUUAGAGAUGCAACACCUGAUCUGGCUGUUCCUAACGGGAGCAGCGGAAACUGUCCAUGUAGAACUUAUUUUACAUUUGACUUGUAGCCAAAGGUUUAGCAUUUAAUCAUUGGGUAAGCAGACCGUAAGUUUUUCCUGUGAAAUGAUUCUUGCCACUAGGAUGUUGCAGAAGACUGGCUUUUCAGAUACAGUGGUGCCUCGCAAGACGAAUGCCUCGCAAGACGAAAAACGCGCAAGACGAAAGAGUUUUCCGUUUUUUGAGUCGUUCCGCAAGACGAAUUUCCCUAUGGGCUUGCUUCGCAAGACGAAACGUCUUGCGAGUUCUUGCGAGUUUGUUUCCUUUUUCUUAAAGCCGCUAAGCUGUUAAUAGCCGCUAAGCCGUUAAUAGCCGCUAAUAGCCGCUAAGCCGCUAAUAGCCGUGCUUCGCAAGACGAAAAAUCCGCAAGACAAAGAGACUCACGGAACGGAUUAAUUUCGUCUUGCGAGGCACUACUGUAGUUGUGUGCACUUUGCAGUAAGGCUACAAGCUUAAUCCCAUUUAUGUUGGAGUAAGCCCCAUGGAAUUUAGUAGGACUUACUUCUGAGUGGACACAGUUAGGUAUGCCCUGUAGGUCUGGAUUUGUCCUCCAUUGAAGUGAACUGGGAAUUUUACCUGUAUGUGGUCUACAAACCAGCCUGGGCUGAUGUCACAUUUAUUACAAACUCCAAGCUGGCCAGACAUGGUUUCUCUCCCCUGCUCUGCACCUAACACUGUAAGAAAGUAAUAUGCAAGAAGUCUUUGAUGCAAAACCAGCCAUACAGGAAGUUCAUUGCCACCCUUGGCUCAUUUCGGAGCAAGGGCAGGAUAGAAAUUUAAUAAAGAAACAUCUUUCCAUUCUUUUUCAUUCCAUUCUAUAGAGUGCACACAAGUCUGUUUGCUGACUUAAAAAAAAAAGAUUGCUUUUGACACUGAGAUAGACUAAUAUAAUAUCUUUGUAAUUUAUAAUUGUUAUUUCUCUUUAGACCACGAAGACUACAUUUUGGAGCCACUUUCUCUGCCAGAAAGUCCAGGUGGCAUUUCUGCUGUAGAAGGUUCUCCAUCUGUGCCUUGUAUAUUCUGUGAAGAAUAUUCUCCUGCAUCAGAACAAAACCAACUUCUGAAGCACAUGAUUAUAGAACACAAGCUUGUCAUUGCAGAUGUCAGGCUAGUAGCAGAUUUUCGGAGGUAUGUAGUUCUUGCUUAAAAUUUGAUACAGCAACCUAGGACAGAAAAUGUCCAGGAAACUAGAACUGGUAUAUACUGCGACAACCAAAACACAGGAUAACGUUCCCAAUUAGGCAAAAGAAAACAGACAGAUCCCAAAAAACAGUGAAAGGGAGGCUGAAAGGGUAUGUGUGUCUGAAGGAAAAUGAACUGAUAUUGAUUUAUAUAUAUUAGUAACUUUGUAUUAAUGCAAUUGUGUGUUUUUGUAAUAUUUUGUUUAAGUUGUCUGUUGUUGCUUCUGUUUUUUGUACACCUUUUAGAUACGUGUUUAAUAUAUUAAGCAGUAUAAAAAUUAAAUAAUCAUUUAAUCAAUGUUUUAUGAUGCAGCAGGAUAGAUACAUUUUUGUAUAUAAAUAAAAGGCAAUUUUGCUAGACAUUAAUGUAAGAAACUGAGCCUUGGCUGAGAGAGCUGGACCCAGGGACUGUAGAAACAAGGCUGGAACGUGAAUGUGUGUGCGCAAAGGAAUCCCAAACUUCAGAAAUUGGGAGUAAAUCAUUCUGCAAAAGUAGCCCUGAUCAUAGCACAAAAACAAAUGCAUCAGCCUUUUGGGGGCUGGAACGAGAGUUGAGAACCUAAAGGGAGGCAGAUCUUUGCAUUGACCAAACUGUUUCCUUUUUUUGUUUUGGAGCUCAGGCCUUUAUAUUAAGUUCUCCAGAUUGGUUGCUAUUUCUUGUAAGCCUGUCAAAACUUGUCUAUCCGUCUCUAUGAACUGAUUCAUACAAGUGUAGAUCACUUUCUUUAUGGAAGAGGAAACCCAUGCAAUAAAAUGGACAGGAAGGCAUGGUGAAUCCACUCCUGAAAUGUCCUUUUCGUUGUCUUUCCAUGGUAAACUCUAGAGCCUGAUAACUCAGCUGAACUUCCUUCCCUUAAAAAGUAUUACAUGUUGCAGUUGACAUGUGAUGACCACGCCCUUCUAGGAAUGCACUGGCCUCAGUGCUAAUUGCAUAUUCUAAUUACUAAAGUUCUAGAAGUUCCUAUACUAACAGCUGUGCUGACUGGGGCCACAGGUUGCCCAUCCCUGAUCUACAGCCUGUCUUAAAUAAACCAAUAUACCUGCCCCUCAUCAAUAUGUGCUUUUCAAGGUGCACAUGUUUUCUCUAAUUGACAAGCCUUAUUCAAAACACUAAAUGCUGUUGCUUAGCAAUUUCACAUAGCAUGCAUUCCAGUCUGUACAUGUGUUCUUUUUGUUGCUCUCUUCUUUCCGUUUUGGUAUCUGCAAAGCUGCUAUGUGUGUCUGGCUUCAGAUGGCAAAGAUCAAGACCAUUUCUGCACUCAGUUUUUACCAUGCAUGUGUCAAUGCGCCAGAUUUGAGACGACUGAUGUGCACCAAAAAUGAAUGGGAUCAAUUCUUCCACUGUAAAUGGUUCAAAGAAGACUGAAAUGCAUAAAUUCAGAGUUGCAUAGGUUACUUGUGAGUGGAACCGAGUGAUCAUCUGUCCCCAGGUCAGACUCAAUGGUUUUAUUUUUCCAAGAGACUAAAGAAUGGUCACUCGGGAAAGGUGAUCUAUAAAUAAAUGCUGUCCACAUAUCAACAUCCAGGUGAGUUGCCAUGGCCUGGUUCCUUACAUUUCAGUACUGUAUACCGUAUUUUUCGCUCCAUAAGGCACACCGGACCAUAAGGCGCACCUGGUUUUUAGAGGGGGAAAUCAAGAAGAAAAAAAUUAUCCGCUUCUCCCAGAGCUUCUCGGGGCUGCUGGUGGAAGCCCGGGUCCCCCCCCCCCCAGCCCCAAAGAGCAAAGAAGCCAAGACAGCGAGCGGGAUCCAUCCCGCUCACUGUUUUGGCUUCUGCCAUAGCCGCGUGCAACCUCUCCAGCUGGGAGAGGCUGCGCAAGGCUAAAGAAGCCAAGACAGCGAGCGGGAUCCAUCCCGCUCACUGUUUUGGCUUCUGCCAUAGCCGCGUGAAGCCUCUCCCAGCCGGAGAGGUUGCGCGUGGCUAAAUUCUCCCACUUCCUGCAAAAGCACACAGGAGCCGUGCACCCUUUAAGGAGCGCGUGGCUCCUGUGGGCUUUUCUAUGAGGAGGGAGAAGGGACUGGCCGCGUCAGUCCCUUCUCCCUCCUGGGGAAAAGCCCGCAAGAGCCGCGUGGAGCUUGUGUGCAGCUCUUGAGGGCUUUUCCUGCCUGGCUCCCCCCUGCAUUCGUUUCAUAAGACGCAUACACAUUUCCCCUUACUUUUUAGGAGGGAAAAAGUGUGUCUUAUGGAGCAAAAAAUACGGUAUAUAAGGCAACUGAUUGAAUGUGGCAAACAAAUGAGAGAAGAAUUGAUGAUAUAGCAGAGUCAGUCUGAGUAGUGAUGCUGUUGGCGGAUCUGGGGAGGAUCAAAAGGGAAGGCUGGGGUGGGGAGAGAAGCCGCUUCAUCUUGGACAUGUUGAGUCUGAGAUGGUGAUGAGAACAGUAUCAGACAAGCAGGUAGAGACAUGCAGGAUUGGAUGGAAGGAGAGAACUCUGAAGUGGAGAGGUAUAUCUGGGUGUCAUGAACAGGCAUAUAGGUUAGGGAGCCUCUGGGCUCUGGGGUUCUAACUAGGUCUGGCACAGAUCCCAAAUUCCCCCAAGACCACUUACGUACAACAUUGGGUAGAGGUGCAGCAGCCAGUCAGCAAAGCAGGAAUGGCCUUGAAGACUUUCAAGUGAGGCUUGCUGUCAUCGCUUGUCAGUGGCGACUUCAAGCCUGCUGGGUUUGGCUGCACUACAAAGUUUCCAUUGGAUGAACAUAGGGUUUAAAGUUGGCACUGGUCUGCAUGGACUUCAAGCAGUGCUAGGACCUUCAUUUGCAGUGUGACAUGAAUUCAAACCACACUACAAACCACAGAGGAAAAAAUGCAUCCCACCUGUCAAAAUGGUUCCCCAUGGGUGGAGAAUCCAGGAUCCAGUCCAGAGCUGCAAAAGCUUCUCCACAGAUGAAAUUGGUAGUUUGGAUGCAACACUAAGCCAUGGUUUGUUAUAGCCAUGGUUUGCUGAACAAGCCGGGAUCUGGCUAGCAUCCCACCACCUCUGCAAGUACACAGCUGCAAUCCCAAAUGCCUCGGUGGUGUUUGAGGACCAGCACAGCCUCACUGCAUCACCAGUUAUCAGAGGCAAAGGGAUUUGUGAAGCUUCUCAGAUGGAUUCUCAGCAACACAGCAUCAGCUCAGAGGGAAAUCUCCAUGCCACUUUUGUCUUUAGUGAUUACCCAGCAGAACCAGACAGCUCUUGUUCAAUUUCUGGCUCCUGAGAGAACCUCAGACGUGCAGAUCAAUGCUCACAACUUUACAUCAUGUAAAGUGAACUAUUUCCAUGGACAUUUUUAUGCUUGCAAACAUUAGUGUCUGUAUUGCACCUGGAAAUAAUUGAAGCCAGCAACUGUUUGAGAUCCGGUCCCUACUUUCCACUCCGCUAGACCCUUCCCUCCACAUCUGUGCCCACGAUUGAACUGAAGGCACACACUUUUGGUUCAUUAAGAUGCUUGAUUGAUGAGAAAGGAAAACAGCUGAAAGCAGUAACUUUUGUUAGGGUGUAACAGAGACUUGAAAGCCAAUGCCAGAAACCAGGAAAUGUGAUACUAAGAAGCAGCUAUUUGCUUCUUUAAAAGUAUACAUAGUCAAUAUGUAGGACUAUUGGCACUGCAGUGUUCAAGUUCUCUGUCAGCUUUCUGUGCCUAUGUUGCAUUUCAUCCCAUCCCAUGAGGACAGUUUGUUUUUCUUGCCAAAUUAUGGCUCUAGUAUUUUCAGAUCCAGAAGUUUCCUUCUUUCAUGGGAAUGCCAUAUGGUACUAGGGCACAGAGCUGGCUCUAACUGAGCUUCUUGAUAUUUGCUUGGAUGGAAUAAUAUAUUUUACUGUCAAGUUGGAUAAUUAAACUACUAAGCAGGUCUCGGUAUUCAUGCAGUAUACAUUUUUCUAGAGACUUGUGACCAAGCACGCACAAAGCACCCAUUUAUGUUUUAGUAAGUAUCAAGUUUUAAAGCCAAGUAGUAAGACGAAAAGAAUCUAGGGCAAAUAAAAUCCGUAUAAAAGGUUAGAUUAUUCAGCACCGUAAGCUUGCCAUGUUUUUCGUUUUUAAAAAAUCAAACACUAGUCAUUGUGUCUGGUUUCUUCAUACAAGCUGAACAUUUGAAAUUACCUGGUAAUGGAUUUCCAAUUUCCAACUUAUCUGUACUGGGAAGAUUGUUCUGGCUAAAUAGAAACGUCGCCUUAUUUGAAAAAUGACCUCUACAAAAGACUGGUAGCAAUGAGUGGCUCGAGUAUCCAAAUGCUGCAACAAGAAUUGCAUACUAAGAGUGUAAUGAAACGAACAACAGUUUGGGAAAUGUUUUGUAACAUAGCUGCCUGCAUUUUUGCUCCCCCCCUUUUUUUUUUAAGAUAUGCAUUGUACUGGAAGAAAAGAUUCUCAGAGCAGCCCAUUACAGACUUCUGUUGUGUGAUAAGAACAAAUUCUGAAGCAGCUUUAGGUGAGUGUGUUGUUAAUGUAGCCUGCACAGGCCUGGUUUGCAGAAUUCCCCACAAUCUGCCAUUAGACCACCAAUUUUGUUGGGACACUUUUUACUGUAUCAGAUGCUGAAGCACUCUUGUUUGUGGGCUUGAGUUCAGCAGAUUAUUUGAUUCACUUUAAAAUACAAAGAGUGAGUGUCUAGCAUUAUAUCUUGGACUAUAAGCUUGUGGGCAAUGCCUGUGUUGAUUUUUGUACAUCUUGCAUACAUCAUCAUCACCUAUACUUGGGGCCAAACAAAGGAUGAUUAUGAUCGAAUGUUAGGGAAGGAGCCCUCUGCCUUAAUAUUAUAGAUAUUCCCAUACUAGUUAUAAUAUUUCUGAAGUGCUCCACUUCACUGUUUAGAGGUUUAUAAGGGUGGCUAUAGUAGCUUUGACUGUCAAAUAAAAUUAUAAACCUCUAAAUAGCUGCUAUGAGACACAAUCAGUUCGGCACCUUGCUUCUGGUCUAGCAUCAGGUAUUCAUUUAAAAAAAAAAGGAGAGAGAAAUCUUGGCAGUUGUAGAAUGCCGUUCAGCUUUAGGAAAUGGAGAGUCUAAAGAAAAAGAGGCAUAACAAGGGCUUCAGGCAUUUUAAACUGAUGCUGGUUCCUUUACCUGUCUGCCUGGAAGAUUGGGGUGAGAAGACCAGUUCAGCCUGUUCUGAGUACAAAGUCAGAAUGCAGAUUUUUUUUCUUUUUCUUUUGGAGAAUUCUUUCCAUACCAGGCAGUGUGAAGCAUUGGUGUACAGUUAAUCCCUUAAUGUAUGAAAUAUGCAGAGACUGCAUUUGGAUGUUACAGUAAACCAUGGGUUCUGAAGCUGGCUUGUUUCAACAAACUAUAGCUAAUCUUUAUCACAGGUAAGGAUUGAAAGUAGUUAUAAACUGUGGCUAAUAAAAAUGAAAUGGAAACCUUCAGAUUUCUUCAUGGAGUAGUAAUUGGGAGGGGUGUUUAUUACACCAUGGUUUAUUGUGACAUUUGAACGCAGCCAAACACGAGACCUGGGGCUGAUUUUCCUUGUUCCAGUAAAAUCUACCGGCAUACCCUGGUGGGCUUCUCUGUAUUCAUGGAUUUGCUUCUGGCUGAAGCACAACAGCCAACAUGACUAGGAAAUUUCUGAACAGACCCUUUAGAAAAAACAUUUGUCUUAAAUGGAUAGAAUUACCACUUGCAUCUUUCUCCCUCUCUCAGUGGCUUAAUAUAACUCAAACCUGUAUUACAUUAAAAAGCUUAAUGUAUCGACCAAAGUGUUCUCCUGACAUUUGAUCUGUAAUCUUUUAACAGAGGAACAAGACAAUUACUUCCUUUUAUGUGAUGCUUUGCCUGAAGACAGAACACUGAGGGAGAAACUUCAGCAACAAAGGCUGGUAAGGUGGUGUUGCAUGUGACCAUCCCGAAGCAGGAAAUGAACUGCACAAAAAAUGAGGAUUUAAUUUAAUUACCAGGUUUCCUCUUUCAGUAAUAAUGAAGUUGAUCCUCAACAGUUAACUUAACAGUUCCAGAAAGCUCAGUAGGACUUACUUCUUUAAAGCGGAUCCUUCAAGUGUCCCUAUUUUCCAGGGACAGUCCCUGAUUUAGAGAAGCCAUCCCAGUUUCUGAUUUGAUCCCAGAAUGUCCCACUUUUUUUAGGACGUCACUAUUUUCAUUGGAUAAAUGUUGGAGGGUAUGGAGUUAUGCGACCCCGGAGCCAUCUGUAGACAGCCCUGUAUAGGGAAGUUUUUAAAAUGUUUAAUGUUUUAUUAUGUUUUUAUGUAUGUUGGAAGCUGCCCAGAGUGCCUGGGGCAACUCAGUCAGAUGGACAGGGUAUAAUAAUAAUUAAUUAAUUAAUUAAUUAUGGAAUGGGACAUCCCUAUUUUUAUCGGAGAAAAUUUGGAGGGUAUGUUUAAAGGUGUGCUGAAAAUUGACUCAGAAGAAUCCAAGGAUGCAGUUUUGAAUACAAAGUAUAUGUCAUAUGUUUGUCCACAAGAGUAAAGAUUCUUCACCUGGGAUUCUGAUCUCUCUGCAGCACUGCCCAUUCCUACUUAGUGACCCUGUUAUCAAUAAAUCUCUAGUCUUCCUUCAACAAAGGAAUUGUAGAAAUCCACCAGCUGAGCAUUCCCAGAGGCAGCUGAAUGUGUUUAUCAGCCGUGGCUUCUUAUUUGCAGAGCUAUCCAACAUCAGAAGAAGCAAAAUAAAUAGGAACCUCUUGAAAGGGGGGCAGCAGCUCGAUAAAGGUCCUUCUGCUCUUUUUGCUCUCUUUGAACUGAUUCACACAUGCAUAUAUCUCUGAGUUUCUAGGGCUCUUGCCAUCUUAUCGCUUAAUGACUCAACAGCUGAAGGGGAGGCACUGUUCAGUGUCAGUUCAAAAGCAGGCCUUUCAUAAUGGAUCUUGCAUAAAGCAAGCCCUAAAAUGGCACCUCCGCGGUGAAACUUUCUUCUCAUUAAGUUGUUUUGGAGAUGUGAAAGCUGCAUGGGAGGUGUGUGUUCUUUCACACAUACCGAGUCCACCACUUUUUGCAGCUCCCGAGAAGCAGGCAUGCACAGGUAAGCUCAACCUGCAAAGUAGUUCUAGCAGGUUGUCUAAUUUCCUCAAAAAUAAACCGAUUGCCAGAACAACUCAAGCUUACCAUAGAGGGCUAGCCAAUGCAGUGCCCUUUAGGUGUUGCUGAUUACGGCUUAUGAUUUCUUUAGUCAUUGGUCUAUUAUUAUUAUUAUUAUUAUUAUUAUUAAGCUGCCUGUUCCUCUGCUGAGGUGCUUACGGGGUGUGAGGGUGAAGAAAUAGGGAUCUUUUUUUAAAAAAGAUGACUUGUUUAGUUUCAUAGCCCUGGGGCACCAAACAACUGUUUUUCCCCGGUGAUAUAGAAUGUGUCGAGGGUUUUUAGUUCUACAACAUUUUAAAUCUUGAGCUCUUUAUAUCUCCUGUGCGGUGAGGAGAAACCUAAGUAUCUUCAAGUUCCAGUUUCCUCACUCUAGGUCUUCCGUUACUUGUGUAAAAUAUAAAUGAUUUCUUGCUUCAAUCUCUCUCGUGGAAAAGAUACACCUAGACUCUCUUAACUCAGUUCUCUUGCCUGAAGCAAUAUGCAGCUUCAUACUAUGAACACUCAGCAGUAAAAUGCACCUUUUAUUUAAAUUGGAGGAGAAAAUUCCUAGAAAUAGAUACAAAGAUGGUUUUUUUAAGUGUUCUGGGAGACCUGUUAGGAAUAUAAGAUAAAAUGUUUUGCUUUGGUUUAAGGCUUAAACCUAUAUUAUUUAAGGUAAAAAAUAAAAUUUUGCUCUUUUUAUUCACACGGGUGCACCUAUACAUCAAGGAGCCAUUGAUGAUCAUAUUGAUUUAUCGAGGCUAAAAUCUUUUCGUUAUACAGACUGAGUCCAUCAAUCCUUGUGUCAUCCAAAUUCUCAUUUUGGAAGGUGCAAAUACAUUUUCUCCAGUUUUCAUUUGAACUGCACUGGAUUAGACCAGCCUUCAGGUCUCCCUGUUUUGCCUGUUACUCUUCCUUCAUGCUGUGUGAACAUUUGAACCUAAUCGUCGGCAAGAAAACCAUGUUUUCAAAUGAAUCAAGUGCCUGUGUUGCUCAUUAGCUGAUAAUGAGAGACAAUGGAAAACUGCUAGGAAUAAUUUACAAUGAAGCUAUUUUCAAAAACGAAUGUGAUUGCAUGUGUUGUAUUUCUUCCUGUUCAACAGAGAGAGAAUCUGGAGCAACAGCAGCGAGAGAGAAAUGACACAGACUUUCACGGUGCAUGCAUGUUCUGUGAUAAAGAGUUUACUGGUAACAGGUUAGUGAUGAAUGUUUGACUACGCUUUUUCAUCCUCGUGAACAUCCCAAUCCUAUGCAAAUGGGGGAAAUGGAAAUGUCACUAUAAGGCUUUGGUACUGAUGUGGCUGUAGCAGCAUUUUAUAACUGGCAAAAUGUUAGCCCAGUGUAAGAAAAGUGCUGGUGGAAAGACCAAAGGGUCCAUACAGUCCAACAUCCCAUUUCACACCUGCCCAUCAACUACCUAAGGCAGUGAUGGAGAUUUUGUAGUCCAGCUACAUCUGGAAGGUCACAGCCACUCUCAUCCCUGAUGAUUGGCCAUGCUGACUGGGGCUGAUGGGUUUUGGAGUCCAUGAGCAACUUGGGGGAGGCACAAUGCUUUGGAACAAGGAUUUAGCCAUCAUGACUAAUGGCUAUUGAUAGAUCUGUCGUCCAUGACUUCAUCUCCUUUCGAAGUCUUGCAUGCCAUUGGCCAUCAUCGCAUCAUGUGCAAUGAAAUCCAUAAAAGAAGAAGCGUAAAGAAUUGUUUUGCCCGUCCUGAAUCAAAGUCAUUAGUUGACUGGCAUUCUAGUUGACUAUGCCAUUAGUUGACAUGGGCACACGGCUCACCUUUGGUCUGACAUACCAUGGUUGUUGGACCAGAAUUGUUGUGUAUGAAUUAGUGGAUCUGUGAAUUAGUGGAUUUCAGCGGCCUGCUUUGCACAUCACUUUAAACCACAGUUAGGCUUAACUAUACUGUCAAGGUGUUGUGCAGUAUACUGGGCUAAAAUCUUGGACACAUUGCCAUGGUUUGACUUGGUAUUAUGUCUGAACCUGGGUUUGUGGCUUGUCUCUCAAAAUAAAUCACAAUCCAUAACCAAGAUUUUUUGCCCAUGGUUUUAGCCCUGGGCACCAGCAUGCUGCACAUUCAUCUUUAAAACAUAGUUAACCGUGUGCAAACCAAGCCCAUCACACAUUUUAGUGGUGGGAAUAUUCUCCUCUUCUAGCUUUGCAUUGGCUCUUUCUCAUCACGUACCUGGUUCUAAACAAUGAAUUUGAUUUAUGUACUUGUUUUGCAUGCCAAGGUCCUUUCCUUUUUUAAAAAAAGGUGUGUGGGUUUGUCUUGUGUUGCUACCACUCAGAAGGCACCAAGAUGGACUGACUGGCACAUGCCCAUAGAAGCCUUCUUGGGUGUCUGCAGGAUCCCUUCCCCAACCCUGGUAUUAGGCCUGAAAGGAUCGUUUUGUUGUAGCCAAUAGAAUAGGUUGGGAGGGGAGCCAUGUUCAGUUUAUCCAGUUUGCAUAGGUGCCCCUGGGCACAAAAAGUUUGGCAACCUCUGCAAAGCGUUAAUAUAUUCUCCCAUUUCUACUGAAAUCUACUCAAAUGGUUCCCCCGGUGAGUAAUUAGAGUAUUGGUUAAAAUUAGCAAUUCUUUUUGGUUUCAAGCUGGCAGGUCAGGUUGUGAAAUGCUGCAGUGAGGUGGCGAUAAAUCUGAGAUGUAAAUUUUCCCAUUUAGUUACACACAACUGCUUUCGCUGCUGGGAAAGCUGCGCACAGCGCUGUAACUUAUUCAGUGUUGGUUUUAUAGGGGUGAAAUCCACAUUUUCUUCAGUUAAGUGGAAAUAAUUUGUCUAGCCGCAAAAAAAAGAAACAGUGCAGUUACUUAGUUGCGGUUUUAUACUAUUUUAAGUGUUCCGAGUACAGAGAGCCGCUUCAGAAAGACUCUUUGGGCUUUCUUCCUCUCUCCGUGUUGGCCUCUGCAGGGAAAAGAGGCACACUUACAAAGGGGAGAAAGGACAUUUAUUUUUAGUGAUGCUCCUUAAACCAUAGCACCAGCCUCUUUCUUCCCCCCACAACCCACCAACCCAAAGAGCCAUGUUUUGAAGCUGCCGUGAAAGUAUGUUAAAGGAACUAACGCUCUGCUUGAAUUCUUCCUUUGUAGAUCAGACCUUCUCAAUCACAUGGCAAAAGAUCAUGCAUUCAAUGUUGGGCUGCCAGAUAACAUUGUACACUGUGAGGAGUUUUUGGAACUUCUACAGAAGAAACUAGACAGGUGCGCUAAGUAGCCGAGUUUACGGAAAGACUGGAUAUGAUCAUUGUAACAAAUAAGUUAGUGUACACGAGAGACUCUGUAUAUUGUUUUGGGGGUUCUUCAAAUCAUUAUCUUCACCUAAACCAUUCCUCUUUGAACCCAGGUCCCUGAUAUACAUAGCUUUUGUAUAUCAGGAUUGGAAAGAGCAGUAGUGUCACUUAUACAGUGGUACCUCGGGUUAAGUACUUAAUUCGUUCCGGAGGUCCGUUCUUAACCUGAAACUGUUCUUAACCUGAAGCACCACUUUAGCUAAUGGGGCCUCCUGCUUCCGCCGGGCCGCCGGAGCACGAUUUCUGUUCUCAUCCUGAAGCAAAGUUCUUAACCCAAGGCACUAUUUCUGGGUUAGCGGAGUCUGUAACCUGAAGCGUAUGUAACCUGGGGUACCACUGUACAAAAAUUGGGGAUGCUUCCAGAUGUGUGUUCAUUGUGGAACCACUGCACUUUUUUACAAACAUGGUUUGGUCUUCAUCAAAAUGCUUAUCCCAAACCAUACUUUCCUUAACAUUAAUCUGAAUUUCCCCUCACCACAGAAAAUCCACGAAAUAAAAACAACCCAUUGUACAUCCACAGUCACUACUGGAAAGGAGGUGGAGAGGAUGCUUCUUGCAUUUAUUUAUUUUUUUAAAAAGUUUGGAAUUAAAUCAGUAGUAAGGAGCAGUUCGAUUAUCUCCGAAUUGUGUUUAUGAAAAAAAAGAGCUUGAUGCAUAGGUCCUUGAGUAUUCCGAAGCAACUCAGUUGGUAGAAAAUGGAUUUUUAAGAGCUUAUAAAAGGGAGCCUGGGAAUUGAAUAAGUAAUAUUGUUUCAUAGUUCUAUGGAUGAAUUAGCAGUAAAAGUUGGAGAUGGUCUCUAAAUGCAAUCCCUGACCAAUUCCUGAAGGCAGGAAAUAUGUGUGUUUGUUUGUGUGUGUGUGUGUGAUGGUUGGAGAGAGGGCAGUAUUUUUACUUACCAAUGCAAUAUGCUAACAUGUUAAAAUGUUCUUCAAAUCAGUUCAGUUACAUUGAUCUGUGAAUCACGCAUCCGCGCAAAGGGUCCUUGUGAUUUUUGCUCAGGCAGCAGAAUGAGAUAUAUGGGAAUCUGAUAAAUCAGCAUUAUAUGAAUGCCAAGCAGAGUCACUCUGCCCAAAGCUAUCUGAAGCAUGACUUACUAAGGUUCUUCCACACUGUAACAAUCUUGCAAUAAGCAAUCUUUAAAAUAAUAUACUUGCCGUAUUAAGUCAAUCCAUUUUUCUGUGUUGAAGGGCAUUUUAAUCCAGUACCAAUGAUGCCAACAGCUAAAUCUCAGUCUGUUGUGCUUGCAGUGGUUUAUGCUUUGAUUUUUUUUGUAUUUUGUAUUUUUUAAAUUUUUGUUAUUGCAUAAAUUUAGGUGUGUGUGUUUUUAUAUUCUUUGCUUCCAUGGCUGCAUAACUUGUUUAUUCCAGUGUCAAAUACUGUACAAGGAUACAAUACAGAAAAUUUAUAAAAGUUAUUGUAAACAUGUAAAAAAAAUAAGCUCAGUAGUACCAAUAAAUCAGCAGUCAUAUAAAUUCUACAAAGCCAAACCACCAAUAAUUCCCAAAAAAUGAUUUAAUUUUACAUAUUUACACUACAUCAGUUGGCAGUGGUGGUUCCUUUAACACAAGGGAUUAAUGUGUUUUUUCUUUGGUGAGCCAAUUCUAUAUCUGCUCUCCCCUUCCAGGGACAAAUUUUUAAAAUGGGUGGGGUCACCUACCUGUCCAUCAACCAACCAACUGAUGUUUGUCUUUUGAAAGUGCACUCCCAUUGAGCCUUCAAGUAAUCAUAGAAUCACAGAAUUGUUGUUAGAAGAGUCUUCUAAUCCAACCCUCUGCAAAGAAGCUAUUUUUUUGUCCAAGGUGGGGCUCGAACCCUCGACCCUGAGAUUGAGUCUCAUGCUCUGCCAACUGAGCUAUGCCAGCUCUUGCAGGGUGCUCCAAGAUUAUGAAGCAGUUUGCAUCGAAACAGCUGCUGAAAAAGAGCGUUAACACAUGCCUUAAGCCUUCUAAUUCAACAUAUGCUCCUGAAAACCUCAGAACUGCCUGAAUCGGCAGGGGGGUGGGUAUCUUGCUCUCUAUAAAUUUAUCUAACCGUGCUUUCUCAAAGUAAGCUGCUGUCAUCAUAGUCACUUGAAGUAAGUGGCUGGUUCCUUACAGUAAUGUCCCUAGCACCAGUUUGUAAUUUUAUUUAUUUACUUUUAAUCUUAGCUUGCAGUGUUUGUACUGUGAAAAAACCUUUCGAGAUAAGAACACGCUCAAGGAUCACAUGAGAAAGAAGCAGCAUCGCAGAAUCAAUGCCAAAAACAGAGAAUACGACAGAUUUUAUAUCAUUAAUUAUCUGGUAAGUUGAUGUACAGUCAUACCUCGGGUUACAGACACUUCAGGUUGCACAUUUUUGGGUUGCGUACUGCACCGCAACCAACCCGGAAGUACCAGAAUGGGUUACUUCUGGGUUUCGGCUCAUGCGCAAAGCACUAAAUUGCGCUUUGCGCAUGCGCAGAAGCACCGAAUCACGACCUGCACGUGUGCAGACACAGCGCUGCAGGUUGCGAACGUGCCUCCCACACGGAUCACGUUCGCAACCUGAGCAUCCACUGUAUAUUUGACUGACAGUGCGAUCCUCUAUAUGUCAACUCAUUUUUUUAGUUCACUGGGACUUCCUGCCUAGUAAGAAUGUCUGAAAUUGCAGCCUGAUUUGCAAAUUGUAUGCAUGAUGCCAUCAAACUGAAGCAGGUUUAAGUCUCACCAGUUUUAAAUCAAUGGGAUGCAAGUGCUUUGCCAGCUGGGGAGCUUGACAACGAUACCAGGAAAGGUUCUAGAACAGAUAAUUAAACAGUCAGCCUGUGAACACUUGAAAAAGGGUGCUAUGAUUACUAAACCCCAGCAUGGGUUUCUCAAAAACAAGUCAUACCAGACAAAUCUCUCUCUCUCUCUCUCUCUCUCUCUCUCUCUCUCUCGUAGAGUUAAAAGCUUGGUAGAUCAGGGAAAUGCUGCCACAUAGUAUAUCUUGAUUUCUGUAAGGUUUUUGACCAAGUCUUUCAUGAUAUUCUUUCGGAGAAUCUGGUAAAAUGUGGAGUGGAUGAGGUAACUGUUGCUCUUGCUUGUUCUUUGGCCAUGUUCUGCAAGACGAAGUGACAAAAUGAGCAUUUCAUUGUGGCCAAGAAACGGAAAUGCCUCUUUCCGCCAAGGUGAAUGGGCAUGUUUUUAAAUCCACCCCCAAAUGUUAAUAAUGAGGGGGAGACAGGUCAACACCAACAAGGCCUCCCCUACUGAUCAUAGGGCCCAGGAUGGUGGAUACUGAGGAAUGCUUUUUAAGUUCUUUGGUCCCAAGGCAUUGGAGGUGUUAUACUGCAGUGCUAACAUUCUGAUAUCUCACUGGCAUUUCACUAAGGCUGAAUUAGUUUCCCAGCCACUAUUAAAGCUUUCCCUUUCUCUUUAACUGAAUGUGGACUGACAUAAUUGAAAUGACAGAUGUGUAGCCUCUCUCGUUCAUUAUUGCACACCCUGAAGCAUUUGGAGGUCAUGAACCAGCUCUUCAAAACCAUGUUUGAUUUUUCUAAGAAGACAGAAAUGUAAUGCUAUUGCCUUAUAAGAGUGUUUUUAUUGGGCAGUAAAUAUUGUAUAAAACUCAAGAGUUACUGUAAUAGCAGUAAUAAUUUUUCUAGUAUUGCCUGUGUACUAGAAUUUCACUUAAUGGGAUUAUUUGUGCCUUAUGGCUAGGAGAUCCUGUGUGCUAGUUACUCUAAAGUAGUUUUCUGUGUCACAGUUUAUUGUUGUUGUUGUUCAUUAAAUUUAUAUUUUGCCAUUCAUUGGAAGACCACAGGGCAAUUUACAAAUUUACAAGUUUAACUGGCCUGGCUUGCUUUAAGCCUGUCUGAGGGGCUAUUCACAAAGUUUAGGUGUGUUUGCAAUAUGCCAGGACACAGAAGUAAGUCUGAGGCUUGUGUAACCCCACCAACCACAUGGAAUAAGAAGAGGUAAAUGAGCAUGGGGGAAGGAGGGGAUUGCCUGGCCCUUGGGCUCACGCUUCUGCCGUACUACAUGAGUGCCUGUGUGUCUAUGCAGAUAAUGAAAUGGUCCUGUUAAUACAGUGGUACCUCAGGUUAAGAACUUAAUUCGUUCCGGAGGUCCAUUCUUAACCUGAAACUGUUCUUAACCUGAAGCACCACUUCAGCUAAUGGGGCCUCCUGCUGCUGCCACGCCGCUGGAGCAUGAUUUCUGUUCUCAUCCUGAAGCAAAGUUCUUAACCCAAGGUACUAUUUCUGGGUUAGCGGAGUCUGUAACCUGAAGCGUAUGUAACCUGAAGCGUAUGUAACCUGAAGCGUAUGUAACCCGAGGUACCACUGUAAAGACUUUUAAUUACAGUAGUGGAGAGCAAGCCCAAGCCAUUGGGCAGUUUGCUUCUGUAAUUCUCCUGCAAUGAACUUGUUGAAAGAGGUAAAAUUCCCCGUUGCUUUCGGUAUAGCUGGAACUUACUUAAAACCUGAUGUAGCCUAAAAAAUCUAAAGCUUUUGUUUAUUCUAAACUUGGGGUCACUUGAUACCAUUAGGUAAAAAAGUAAAAAAGGUAAAGGACCCCUGGACGGUUAAGUCCAGUCAAAGGCAACUAUGGGGUUGCGGCGUUCAUCUUGCUUUCAGGCCGGCGUUUGUCCACAGACAGCUUUCCGGGUCAUGUGGCCAGCAUGACUAAGCUGCUUCUGGUGAACCAGAGCAGCACACGGAAAUGCAGUUUACCUUCCCGCCACAGUGGUACUUAUUCAUCUACUUGCACUGGUGUGCUUUCGAACUGCUAGGUUGGCAAGAGCUGGGACAGAGCAACAGAAGUUACCCCGUUGCAGGGAUUUGAACCUCCGACCUUCUGAUUGGCAAGCCCAAGAGCUUAGUGGUUUAGACCACAGCGCCACCCGCGUCCCCACUUGAUACCAUUAUAUUGUAAGUGGUUAGGGAAAAGAACUCUUCCUCUACCACCCCCUUCCCACCCCUAUUUAUUAGCUUUUCAUUAAAAAGCUAGCUGCUCGAUAUGACUACUUUCAUGGGAGGCCGCGUGGUACUGUGGUGGGUGGGUGUGGUGAGAGAGGUGUUAAUGUGAGGUACCGGUAGUUAUCUCAUUAUCCUGGUAACAUUAAUGAAUCUGGCUGCCGCACUUGGAGAGUUUACCCUCGAGAGUAGCAUCUCUGAAUUAAUUACAGGAUCCAAAUUCCCUAAUCUGUACUGACAUCUUGUUACAGGCUGUUCUAACAAAUGUAUGUCUGUGCGCCGUUUACCUGACACGCUGUAGCAGCUUUGAUGGAGCUAUGGGACUGGUCUUUUUGUGUUUGUGUGUAUGUGUUUUCAUUUGCUAUAAAAUAUUGCAAUGGGGUCGUUGUAGAUUUGUAAGAAUCCAUUUUAAUCUCUUGUCUCCAUGACUUUUCUGUUUUAUUAUUUAAUAAGGAACAAGGGUAGGACAUGCCAACAUACCUAGAAGUGGUAAUAACGAACACUGUGUCUGAAGGACCUACAAUGUUGUGUGAAUAAGGCGAAAACCCUUUAAAGUAAAAUGCCACCUGGCUACUCCUGAUCUAAGCACUAGCUAAUAAUACACUUAGCAUUAGAGUAGCUAGAUAGUGUUUUACUAUUAUUUUAAACAUUUCCCCUUACUCCUCAGCGUUGUAGCUCCUUCAAACAUAAUGGCCCUUCUGUCUUCCCCACCCCCAGAAAAAAAACAUGCAUUGCCAGAAAAGGAUAUAAAAUAAAAGUGGGUCGUAUCUGUGGCACUCCAACUUACCAGGGUCACAUCUUGACAAAGAGUCAGAAUUUUAACAUAAUCCAGCCCAGUAUUAGAUUUCGUGUCAGGCUAUGUGCUCAAACAAUGUUAAAGGUGGCACAGACCUAAUUCUGUCAAUUUGGCCCUAGAAAUCUUCAUGAUAUAUAGAUAUAUUUAGUUAAAUAUUUAUUGUAUUUAUUUAUUACCUGAUAUAUACACUACCCCUUGGGGGACAGUUGACCUUUCAAGGUAGUGUGCAAAAUUACACAAAAUAUAACAAUUUUAAAAACAAAAUAAACAUAAUUUGUACUACCAAACCAGCCAGUUUAGACUUUUGUGGCAGGCUAAGAAUAAAAAUACAUACAUACAUACAUACAUACAGUGCAUUUUCCCACAGUAAAACAACAGUAUCUUAACUCUAACAAGCUAUUACAAGGAGGCAAAUGCUUUACUGAAAAUGUGAAAAUGUAAGACAUGUUGGUGAAAACUUAUUCCGACUGGUUUUGGGAACUGGCUAUUUUUAAGGAUGGGAGUGGUGUGAUGAUCUGUAUAUUUUAACAGGUCUCAUAUACAUAUACAUACAUACAUAUAUACAUAUUAGUUCUAUUAAUGUUUGUUUUUUUAAUUAUUGCUUUCUUUUCUGUGUUUUAAGCUAUUUUUAUUUUAGCUGUAAAUGACCUUGAGUGGCCUCAUUUUGAAUUAUUUACAUCCACUGUCUAAGACUAAGACUUGGAGCAUUGACUGUUGCUGAAGUAUAAUGGAUUCAUGUUUGCUCUGUGCAUUUUUCUUUCCCCUCCAGGAAUUUGGCAAGACCUGGGAAGAGGUUCAGUCCGAAGAUGACAGAGAAUUGUUGGACAACCAGGAAGAGUAAGAGUUGUAUUUAAAGUUUAGAGUGGUGGGAAAUCUGUUCUGCGGGCUUGGCAACAUUAUGUUGUAAAAAAAGUGGCAUUCAGGGACAAAGUAGGUAUGGCCGAGAAUGUUGAUGAAUAGGAUUUAAUAGGAUUUCCAGUGUUAUUUAGUGUUUUAUAGCAACCACGAGGAGCCAUAGAAGAUACAGUUCAACAUGCUAUGUAUUCCCACCCCACUUAUAAUAAUUUUGCAUUUUAAUGUAUGUCCUUUCCAGUUAGGGCAUAGCAAUAAACUGUAUGGACUGCCCUUCUAAAGAAGCAGAGCCCACCAUAUUUCCCCAAUUCUCUCAUAACCCCCAUGAGAGUCAGAAAACAAAGCAAAGGGGCAAGUGCCCUAGGGGAGAUAGCACAGAAAAGCUAGGCCCCAGUGCACUACAAAAUUUUGCAGCCGUUUUUUAUUCCUUCAUUUAAAGUUCUCAGAAAUUUAGGAUUAGGGGAUGGAGAGGAAAUGGGGGUUAAGAGGAGGUGAAACUGAGCCGGUGGGAAUAAAAUACAAUUCCUUUUCUAGCUGUUAUUUCGGAGCAUGGCCACUAGCUAAUGGUUUUGAUUACUAUAGAGAUGGCAUUGUCCAACUGCACACUGGAAGCAAACCACCCUCUGUGGAAAUGAAGUAUUGCUUUACCUUCCAUUUGUAACCUUACAAGUAAACACACCCAUACCCUUCUGCAGUACAGUGGUACCUCGGGUUACAUAUGCUUCAGGUUACAUACGCUUCAGGUUACAGACUCCGCUAACCCAGAAAUAUUACCUUAGGUUAAGAACUUUGCUUCAGGAUGAGAACAGAAAUUGUGCUGUGGGGCACGGCGGCAGCGGGACGCCCCAUUAGCUAGAGUGGUGCUUCAGGUUAAGAACAGUUUCAGGUUAAGAACUGACUUCCGGAACGAAUUAAGUACUUAACCUGAGGUACCACUGUAAACAUUGAUUUGCCUUAUCAAAUUAUAAGCGAUAGUCAUGUCUGCAUAACCAGGAGAAAGAAUGCUGAAACUGUUCUUAACCUGAAGCACCACUUUAGCUAAUGGGGCCUCCUGCUGCCGCUGCACUGCCAGAGCACAAUCUCUGUUCUCAUCCUGAAGCAAAGUUCUUAACCCGAGGUACUAUUUCUGGGUUGGCGGAGUCUGUAACCUGAAGCAUAUGUAACCUGAAGCGUAUGUAACCCGAGGUACCACUGUACUUUGCAUUGACAAAACUGCAUGACCGUCUGCGAAGUUGAUUCCCGUUUACUUUCAUGUUGGAGAAGUUAAAUCAGAAUUGGUCCCCAUGUUUGUAGCAUCUCCAUAUCUUUCAGAAACCUUUGCAAAUCACCAACUUCAACUGGCUUUUUGCACUGCUUUUUUUGCAGAGACUGGUCCGGCUGGGAAGAACAUCCGGUUUGUGCAGUGUGCCUUUUCUGUGAAAAGCAAGCCGACACUACAGAAAAGCUCUAUGCUCACAUGGAGGUAAGAGGCUUGUUCCACUUUCUGUAUUAGAUCUUGCUUUGGAAAAGGGAGAGGAUAUAAUUUGAUAGCGUUCAGGUGCCCUGUUCUAGUCCAAAAACCCCCACUGUUUUAUGUCGUUGUUUCACAACAUGGUGCCUUCCAGAUACUUUGGACUACAACUUCCAUGAUUCCUUAACAUUCUCUAUGCCCACCAGGGCUGGUGGGAGUUGCAGUCCAAAAUAUCUGAAGACCACCAUAUUGGGGAAGGCUGCUCUGUACUUUACAGUGGUACCUCAGGUUACAUACGCUUCAGGUUACAGACUCCGCUAACCCAGAAAUAUUACCUCAGGUAAGAACUUUGCUUCAGGAUAAGAACAGAAAUUGUGCUCCGGUGGCGCGGCGGCAGCAGGAGGCCCCAUUAGCUAAAGUGGUGCUUCAGGUUAAGAACAGUUUAAGGUUAAGAACGGACCUCCGGAACGAAUUAAGUACUUAACCCGAGGUACCACUGUAUUAGUUUCAGCAGAGAAUGUUUUGGCCACCUUUAAGCAGAUUUUAAAACUUUGCAUUUAUAAUAAGGAAAGAUUAGAAUCACCAUCAUCAUCAUCAUCAUACUGAUUUGAGUCUUCUUGUACUCAUGCUAUGUUAUUAUUGGCAGGUGUAGUAAAUAAAUAAAAGGUUUUAAUGCAGCUGGGACUGGGUACAAUUUGUCCAGGCUUCUCUGAUAAAACACAAAAUGGAGAAGAAAAUGAGAAACAACCCAGCGGGGACUGAAGAAGCUCAAUGGGCACAGAAUACUGGCUGGCUGGCGGGGUGGGUAGGUGUGGCUUAGAGUCACUUGUACCCUGAACAGAAGCAUGGCACACUGCAGCAGGGCCCCACUUGUAAAGGUUAGCAUUUCAGUAAUCCACUUGAGAGAACUAUAUCCUACUUAAGGUAAAGGUAAAGGGACCCCUGACCAUUAGGUCCAGUCGUGGCCGACUCUGGGGUUGCAGCACUCAUCUUGCUUUAUUGCCAAGGGAGCCGGCGUACAGCUUCCGGGUCAUGAGGCCAGCAUGACUAAGCCGCUUCUAGCAAACCAGAGCAGUGCAUGGAAACACCGUUUACCUUCCCACCGGAGCGGUACCUGUUUAUCUACUUGCACUUUGACGUGCUUUCGAACUGCUAGGUUGGCAGGAGCAGGGACCAAGCCAUGGGAGCUCACCCCGUCUCAGGGAUUCAAACCACCGACCUUCUGAUCAGCUAGUCCUAGGCUCUGUGGUUUAACCCACAGUGCCACCCGUGUCCCAUAUCCUACUUAGGUCUCUCUUAAUAGGUCUAUCUUAAUAGAAUAUGCACGCUGAGUACUGAAAGCCUGAGUUUCAAUCCCUGGUGUUCACAGUUAACAAAUUCCAAGGAGCAAGCUUGGCAAAUACCAUGCAGAGUAAAAUAGCCCUCUGCUAGGUGGAACGGUAGUUUGAUUUCCUGUGAUGCUGCUUGUCACCUCCUAACAACAGUAGUGUGAAGAAUUUUCAGCAAUCAUACAGCAGUAGUCUGUAGCCUGUAAUCACAGCAUACUUGCUAAGGUGUCCCUGUUAUUUAUAAACUUCAGGUGUUUUCAAUUUGAAAAAUUCUUAAUUAUUCACAAUUAGAAGCCCUUUUUGCUCUUCCCAAAUUCCAGGAGGCUCAUGGAUUCGACCUGCUAAACAUUAAGGCUGAUCAUGGUGAGUAAAAAGCAUAUACUGUAUCAGGGACCUCUACCGCUGCUAGAAAUGUGUCUUCUUAGAAGUGCAGGACCAGAAGUCAACCUAUGUCACUCCCAAAUGUUUCAGUUUUGGCAGUUCUGACCUUUCCUGAAUGUAAAAGGGUAGCAUGAGAUACAUAUAGUAGUUCUCAAUAAAUCACUGUAGUAAGCAGAUUGAGGACAGUAUGUAUUGUUCUUGUUCUUUUAGUGCAAGGAUUUACUCUUGUGCAACAAAGCAGCCUAUGCUUCCUCUCACAUGUGCUUCCUCCCCAAAUCAGCUCUGGAGAAUUGGGGGAAUGGCAGAAAAGAUUUAGAUACCUCCUUCCCUGUUCCAUCUUAAGACUGCAACUAGACACAUACUCCAUGGGUCGAACAUAAGCCAAAAAAAUGCUUUCUCCUUGCUCCCACUAACCCCCUCAAUAUUCUGUUUACCACCUAGCCCGAUGAAGACUUCUUAAGAACUCAAAAGCUUUUUAGCUAUUUUGUGAUAUAUUGGUUGGCUUAAUAAAAGUAUUAUCCUAAUUUGGAUUUAUUUCAUUUUUUUAAUGGGCCAAAAUGGUUACCUUCACUGCUUGUGUCUUCUAGUCCCCCUUUCCCCCUGCACCUUAAAAAAAAUAAUACUUUUCUCUGCUAGGUUUGAAUUUCUAUCAGCAAGUGAAAUUGUUGAACUUCAUCAGAAGAGAGGUCCAUCAGUGUCGAUGCUACAGUUGCCAGGAGAAAUUCCAAUUGAAAAGGGAGUUGGUAAAUCAUAUGGAAGAGACCAGACAUAUAACACUUCUGCCAGCCAGAUCCAUGUGGGAUCAGCCACAGUAAGAGUGUUUUUGUUUAUCUCCAGCGUUGUGCUCAGUUCAUGAUUGUGACCUGGUUUGCACGGCACAGUAAGCCAAACUUUAGCUUACAGAAUCCAUGUGAAUGUGCAGCCCCACCCCAUCCCCCGGAAAGAAACUUACAGCCACUUUGCUGCACCCCGGAUCUUUUUUACUGCCCUGAGGAAAAUAAGCUUUGGCUUAGUAGUGUGUCCUCUAUCCUGGAGCCUGCAAAGUCUCAGUAAGUCAUAGUUUGACAUACUGUUUCAUGAGAACCAGCUUAGUGUCUUGUAAAUGAGACAUGGAUUCCGCAUUCUCUGCCCUUGCUGUACCAUAUGGGCCUGCUUUGUCUUUUCCGAAGACUUAAUAAGUGUUAUGCGUAGUAUCUGAUAGCCACAUACCUUUAGAGUAAAAGGGCGAUAGAACAGACUGCAAUGUCCACUUUGCUUGGGUAUUCCCCAAGUGAUAUAAUACAAGGAAUGCAAUAUGCCCCUUGGUGAGUGCAUGACUUUUACCAGGUUAUGGAUAAAGUUAGAAAGUGAGCUGUCCUCGACCACAAAUUUACAUUUUCACUUUGGCUGUGAGUAAUGGACCCAACUCGUGCCCUGCACCCAGAACUCACAGUGCAGUGAGUUGGAUGGAACCAGGUCAUUACUCCAAGCAGAAUAAAUUAAAUACAGGGUGGAUGUUUAGAAAUAAUAUACAGUAUUAUUACCUUAAACAGCCCAUAAACUCCUGUUAAGAUUUCUAAUAACUAAAUGUUUUGAUUUAUAUGGAAGAAAACAUACUGUGCAUGUAUGCUUGCCCAUCCAAAUAUUGGGGCUGCUUCCCCAGCAAUGUGGGGAGCAGUAUUAGGAAACAUGUUUAAAUAUUGCACUCAUGUGGGAGGUCUCAAAUUGUCUCUCUUUCCCAUGUGAUUGGCACCCGCCUACAUGGUUACAAUAUUCAUAUGCAUACCCCACACUAGGCUUUGUCAGCCGGGAUAUGCAAACAGUAAGGUAAUGCCAUGUGGAAGCAGGACCAAUGUCGCCAGUUAAAAGCAUGUUUGUAAAGGGGACUUUUCAGUGACAAGGUAUGACGCUGUUCUUCACUGUUCUUUCCAGGUAUUAUUUUCCUACCUAUGAAAACGAUACCCUUCUCUGUACGCUCUCGGACAGCGAGGAUGAAUUGACAGCUGGGAAACAGAAAGAGGAUGUGCCUGUCAUCAGCGAGGAUAUUUCUAACAUAGAGGCUCUGAAACGGACGAGUGUGUUAAAUCAACUUCUUUGUGAGGAGAUAAAUAAUGGAGAACCUUGAUAAUUAAGUGAAGCAUCUUUCUGAAUACACAGUUUCCUCGCAAAGCAAAAGGUGAUUUGGUAACUUUGACAGGCUGCAAUAGUCCCACUCUGAGUGAGAAGCUAAAAAAAUAAAUUAGAAACUAAUCCUAUGUUCUUAGGCUAUCCUUUGGUAUCUUAGGCUAUUCUUUGGUAAUCUUAGGCUAUCCUUAGGCUAUCCUUUGGUAAUUCUUCACAGAACCCUAGCCCAAUGGUUGCCAUCAAUUUGAUUUGAACUGAUUUUAUAAUGAAUUGAUUUUGGAAUGCUGUAUUAUUUUACUGUUGUUAGCCGCUCUGAACCCGGCUUCGGCUGGGGAGUGCGGGAUAUAAAUAAAUUAUUAUUAUUAUUAUUA
This is a messenger RNA of Podarcis lilfordi (Lilford's wall lizard), 38958 nucleotides long. Lineage: Eukaryota; Metazoa; Chordata; Lepidosauria; Squamata; Lacertidae. The record is from the annotation of a GenBank genome assembly.